This is a messenger RNA of Macrobrachium nipponense, 621 nucleotides long. RefSeq lists its product as uncharacterized. Gene Ontology annotation, molecular function: nucleic acid binding. Lineage: Eukaryota; Metazoa; Arthropoda; Malacostraca; Decapoda; Palaemonidae. Bases 1 to 621 code for a protein of 206 amino acids. The record is from RefSeq and is a predicted model, not a curated record. The transcript has a single exon.
AUGGAGUUCGAGAAGAUAGUUAAUAAGCAAGUUGUGGCCGAGUUAUCUACUAAGGGUGUCACAUGGAUCUUUAACCCUCCGUAUGCGUCCCACUUUGGGGGCAUAUGGGAGCGCCAGAUAAGGUCAGUGCGUAGCAUUCUUGGCGCACUCCUUCAACAUCAGGUACUCAAUGAAGACAACCUUCGGACACUGCUGUGCGAGGUUGAAGCAAUUUUAAACAGCAGACCCCUCACUAGAUCAUCAGAGGAUCCCCAUGAUCUAGAGCCCAUUACUCCAGCUCACAUCUUGACAUUGAAGGGAUCAGUUACAUCUCCAGGAGUAUUCCAAUGGCAAGACUUGUACGUUAAGCAAAAAUGGCGCCAGGUGCAGUAUCUUGCUGACCAGUUUUGGAUUCGUUGGCGCAGAGAAUACCUUCCUUUGUUGCAGGAGCGACAGCGAUGGAACUCAAAACGACACAAUCUCGCCAUCAAUGACGUAGUUCUGGUGUUGGACAAAGACACUCCCCGAGGUUCUUGGUCUUUGGGCAAAGUACUGGAGGUGGUGAAGUUUCAGAGCUGGCUAGUGAGAAAGGCUAGAAUCAAAACCAAAUCCGGAGAAUACUUGCGACCUAUUUCAAAGUAA